GCGCGCUGCGCGGCCGGCGGGGUGUUUGGGGGGCGGGGCGGGGGCAAGUGUGGCUUUUUUGCCUCAUUGUCCCCUAGCGCCUGCCGGUUAGCGCGCAGGCUGCCGGCAUCAUGAAGAUCUGGACUUCAGAGCACGUCUUUGACCACCCAUGGGAAACUGUUACGACAGCUGCAAUGCAGAAAUACCCAAACCCUAUGAACCCAAGCGUGGUUGGAGUUGAUGUGUUGGACAGACAUAUAGAUCCCUCUGGAAAGUUGCACAGCCAUAGACUUCUCAGCACAGAGUGGGGACUGCCUUCCAUUGUGAAAUCUCUUAUUGGUGCUGCAAGAACUAAAACCUACGUGCAAGAACAUUCUGUAGUUGAUCCUGUAGAGAAGACAAUGGAACUUAAAUCUACUAAUAUUUCAUUUACAAAUAUGGUUUCAGUAGAUGAGAGACUUAUAUACAAACCACAUCCUCAGGACCCAGAAAAAACUGUUCUGACUCAAGAAGCCAUAAUCACUGUGAAAGGAGUCAGUCUCAGCAGUUACCUUGAAGGACUAAUGGCGAGUACGAUAUCUUCCAAUGCUAAUAAAGGCCGAGAAGCAAUGGAAUGGGUAAUACAUAAAUUAAAUGCUGAGAUUGAAGAAUUGGCGGCUUCGGCGAGAGGGAGCAGAAGGACACCGAUGGCGGCGGCGGCAUUUGUAGAGAAAUGAGGAUGAAAGUCAGUACCCAACAACCGCCCCUCAGGUCUCUGCAAACUGGCAAUAUAUUUAUUUGUUAUUUAAAAAAUAAAACUAUAUUUUAGGUAGAGUUUUUUUUUUAAUAAGCUGAAGAAAAGCUGUAGGACUUAUGAUCAAAACAAAGAGGGUGCACGGUUUCUAAAUAAAAGGGAUCAUCUGAAAGUAGUAUUGUUUGAAAUGACCAUCUGAUUUUGAGGAUUCCAGUAUUUAUGUGAAAAUUUAACAAUUUUUGAAAAGUACUUGGAAAAUCAUAUUAGCAUAUUAAAAUCUCCUUUAAGGUAGAAUUGUAAAGCUUUUCAUGCAUUGGAACUCUACCUGGCUUUGGACCAACCCCAGAACAAAGCAGAGCCACCUAAAUACAUAGAAUUACCCUGCUGUGUAUGGUAAACUGCAAGAACUUGCACGAGGGAAUGCUCUUUAAAAGGAGAAAUUAUAGUUUGAAAAGACAUAUUAAUUUGUAUAAAAUAACUUGUUCUGCUAUAAACCACUGUUAAAAACCAGUGUUUUGGUAUUUAAAUGACAUUUUUGGAAUGAAAAUUAUCACUAAAAUAACUCCAACAAACAAAAAAGGAUUUUAAUGUAUUAAAGAGUACUGUAUUAAUUUGCCAAAGUUUUGUAACUUAGGAAAGGUAUUACCUUCCUUGGAUUUGUACUUUAUGACUUAGUGUGCUAUACCGUGGGCUGGUGAUGUUCACUGAAAAAAUAAAGUCAUUACCGGAAUUUUGCAGCACUCUAAACUUAAACAGAAGAACAGCUGUUCACAUCUUUUAGCAUUUCACAUUUGCCUAACUUAUAAAUUGCCAUGUGUCAAAAUCAUGGCUCUGUAAUUGCUAAAGCAUGAUAUGUCAGGUUAUUUGAAUAUAAUUACUUUUUG
Messenger RNA from Odobenus rosmarus divergens (Pacific walrus), 1596 nucleotides. It is a transcript of the gene PRELID3B, whose product is annotated as slowmo homolog 2 (Drosophila). Gene Ontology annotation, cellular component: mitochondrial intermembrane space. Lineage: Eukaryota; Metazoa; Chordata; Mammalia; Carnivora; Odobenidae. Gene Ontology annotation, biological process: phospholipid transport. The record is from RefSeq and is a predicted model, not a curated record. The coding region runs from base 111 to 695 and encodes 194 amino acids. The transcript is spliced from 6 exons. Gene Ontology annotation, molecular function: phosphatidic acid transfer activity.